Messenger RNA from Drechmeria coniospora, 13542 nucleotides. RefSeq lists its product as uncharacterized. Gene Ontology annotation, biological process: cell adhesion. The transcript has a single exon. The coding region runs from base 1 to 13542 and encodes 4513 amino acids. The record is from RefSeq and is a predicted model, not a curated record. Lineage: Eukaryota; Fungi; Ascomycota; Sordariomycetes; Hypocreales; Ophiocordycipitaceae.
AUGACGACGAGGACCGUUCCUCCUAGCGGAACGGCUCCAGGCACCAUCAUUAUUCAAACACCCAUCGAGCACAGCGGUACGACGCAGGGAUGGACCGGCACCUUUACAACGACCAAGACCUACCCGCCCAGCGGCACGAAUCCGGGUAGCAUCGUUGUUCAAACCCCGACUGGAUACCAAACCACGACGGAGGGAUGGACCGGCACCUUUACAUCGACCAAGACGUUUUCUCCCAGCGGCACGAAUCCGGGUAGUAUUGUUGUUCAAACGCCGAUUGGGUACCAAACGACGACGCAGGGAUGGACUGGGACGUUUACAACAACAAAGACCAUCCCUCCUGCUGGAAUCACGUCGGGCAGUGUCAUCGUCCAGACGCCGAUUGGGUACGAAACGUCAACGCAGGGAUGGACGGGGACUUUUACGACGACAAAGACCAUCCCUCCUGUCGGAACCACGUCGGGCAGCAUCAUCGUCCAAACGCCGAUUCGGUAUGAAACUACGACGCAGGGAUGGGCUGGGUCCUUUACCACUACGAAAACCAUUCCUCCUACUGGAACGGCCUCGGGCAGCAUCAUCGUCCAAAUACCAAUCGGGUACACGACGAUUACGGAAGCAUGGGCUGGAAGCAUUGCCACCACCGAGACGGUUGCCGGCAGUGGAAAGGCUUCGGGAACCAUCAUCGUCAAAACACCAGUUGGGUAUGUCACAAAGAUGCAAGGAUGGACUGGUACCUUCACAAGAUCCAGCACCAUCGCGCCGAGUGCGACGAUUCCUGGUACAAUCAUCGUCGAGACGCCGAUAGAGUACGUCAUAUCAUCCGAGCUGUGGACGGGAACCUACAUUACAACUCGGACCAUCCCGCCAAGCGGUACGGUUUCUGGCACUGUCAUUAUCGGCAUACCUACGGGAUAUAGUAUUGUCACCGAACCGUGGACUGACACCUUUACCACGACCCAUAGAGUGCCGGCCACGGGCACGGUUCCCGGAACAAUAGUGGUGCAGACGCCCACGGCACUGGCGACGACGACGCAGUUGCAGUCGGCACCGUCGAGCGCAACCAGCUCAACACCUCCUCCGUCCGAUACGGGUUCCGGCACAAGCCUCGUCCAGACACCUACCGGAUAUGUGACCGUAUCCCAGGCUUGGACCGGCUCGUUCGCAACAACUCGUACGAUACCCCCGACCGGUACCGUGCCGGGCACCAUCAUUGUCGAGACUGCCGCUGGGUUCAUAUUGACGACGAAACCAUGGACGGGUACCGACACCACCACCCAUACCGUAUCACCCGAGGGGACUCUGCCAGGAACAAUAAUCAUCGAAACGCCCGUAGGAUACGUGACGGUAACCGAGCCUUGGACUGGCACCUUUGACGCCACCCGUACGGUACCACCUGUGGGCACGACCCAAGGUACGAUUAUUAUCGAGACGCCUUCAGGAUACGUUAGGACAACGCAGUCGUGGACGGGAACGUUUGUCACUACCCGCACCAUCCCUCGUGCAGGCACAACUCUGGGCACAAUCAUAAUCGAAUUGCCAGGAGGAUAUGUAACGACGACCGACGGUUGGACAGGAACCGCUUUGGCAACCCGCACGGUGCCUCCUAGCGAUACGAUGCCGGGAUUCAUCAUAGUCGAAACUCCGACAGGAUACCUCACGACCGGGCAGGGUUGGACGGGUACGUUUGUUACAACCCGCACGGUGGCCCCUAGCGGAACAUUCCCAGGAACUGUCAUUGUGGAAACCCCGACGGGAUAUGUAAUGACCGAUCAGCCGUGGACGGGAACGUUUGUUACGACUCGCACAGUUCCUCCCAGCGGGACGUUGCCUGGAACCAUCAUAGUCGAAACUCCGACGGGAUACGUGACGACGGGAUACGUGACAACGGGGCAGCUGUGGACGGGAACGUUUGUGACAACCCGUACAGUGCCUCCAAGCGGAACGUUCCCGGGAACCGUCAUUGUGGAAACUCCGACAGGAUAUGUAACAACUGGACAGCCGUGGACGGGUACGUUUGUUACAACCCGGACCAUUCCUCCCAGCGGAACAAUGCCCGGAACUGUCAUUGUCGAAACUCCAACUGGUUAUGUCACCACUGGCCAGCCGUGGACUGGAACGUUUGUUACCACCCGUACAGUGCCUCCGAGCGGAACGUUCCCAGGAACAAUUAUAGUGGAAACUCCGACAGGCUAUGUAACGACUGGUCAGCCAUGGACAGGUACGUUUACCACAACACGUACUCUUCCCCCCAGUGGAACUUUGCCAGGAACCAUCAUAGUCGAAACUCCGGGAGAGUUUAUAACGACAGGGCAGCCGUGGACGGGUACGUUUGUCACAACCAGGACGAUACCUCCUAGUGGCACGGUGCCAGGAACAAUCAUAGUCGAGACUCCGUCAGGAUAUGUGACGACUGGACAGCCGUGGACUGGAACAUUUGUUACGACCCGUACGGUGCCGCCCAGCGGUACAGCGCCGGGCACUAUCAUAGUCGAAACUCCGGCAGAAUACAUAACAACCGGACAGCCGUGGACAGGUACGUUUGUUACGACCCGUACAGUCCCCCCUAGCGGAACGUUGCCAGGAACAAUUGUUGUCGAAACUCCAACUGGAUACGUCACGACCGAGCAGCCGUGGUCGGGUACCGUCAUCACAACACGUACAGUGCCUCCUAGCGGAACGUUCCCUGGAACCAUUGUGGUCGAAACGCCGACUGGAUACGUCACGUCUGGGCAGCCGUGGACGGGUACGUUUGUGACGACCAGCACAGUUCCACCUAGCGGUACGAUGCCAGGAACUAUUAUAGUCCAAACUCCGACAGGAUAUGUAACGACCACGGAACCAUGGACGGGUACGUUUGACGCAACCCGUACGGUGCCUCCUUCUGGUACUAUGCCAGGGACUGUCAUCGUCCAGACGCCAACAGGAUACGUGACGACUGGGCAACCGUGGACUGGUACGUUUGUUACAACCCGCACGAUCCCUCCUAGCGGAACCUUGCCAGGGACAAUCAUAGUGGAAACCCCCACAGGAUACGUGACGAGCGGGCAACCGUGGACGGGUACAUUUGUCACAACCCGUACAGUGCCUCCCAGUGGAACUUUUCCGGGAACUAUUAUUGUUCAAACUCCAACAGGAUACGUCACGUCUGGGCAGCCGUGGACGGGCACGUUUGUUACGACCCUUACCGUGCCGCCUAGUGGAACGUUGCCGGGAACUGUCAUAGUUCAAACUCCAACAGGAUACAUUACCACUACGCAGCCGUGGACGGGCACAUUCAUCACAAGCCGCACCGUGCCACCCUCUGGUACGAUGCCAGGAACCAUUAUAGUAGAAACACCAACCGGGUAUGCAACCACAUCCGAGCCAUGGACUGGUACGUAUGCAACGACUAUUACCAUUCCACCGUCGGGUACUGUUCCAGGAACCAUCAUAGUCCAGACUCCCACGGGAUAUGCAACUACAUCGGAGCCAUGGACUGGGACGUAUGCAACGACCCGUACCAUUCCACCGUCGGGUACGGUUCCCGGUACAAUCAUCAUUCAACUCCCAACAGGAUACGUCACAACCACACAGCCUUGGACUGGCACGUUUCUUACAAGCCGUUCAGUCCCUCCUACAGGAACAAUGCCUGGAACAAUAAUAGUAGAAACGCCUACUGGAUACGCCACUACGUCGGAGCCUUGGACAGGAACGUUUGCUACCACACGUACCAUACCACCUUCGGGUACAGCCCCAGGGACCAUUAUAGUUCAAACCCCAACGGGAUAUGCCACUACGUCGGAGCCUUGGACAGGAACGUUUGCUACCACACGUACUAUACCGCCUUCUGGCACGGUGCCGGGAACCAUUAUAGUUCAAACUCCAACCGGAUAUGCAACUACGUCGGAGCCUUGGACAGGAACGUUUGCCACCACACGUACCAUUCCACCGUCAGGUACGAUUCCCGGGACGAUUAUUAUUCAACUCCCAACAGGAUACGUGACCACCACGCAGCCGUGGACUGGUACGUUUGUUACAAACCGUACAGUGCCUCCCACAGGAACAAGGCCUGGAACGGUUAUAGUAGAAACGCCUACGGGAUACGCAACUACAUCAGAGCCAUGGACUGGUACGUAUGCAACGACUCAUACCAUUCCACCUUCAGGUACAGUUCCAGGCACCAUCAUAAUACAACUUCCGACGGGGUACGUUACGACUACACAACCGUGGACUGGGACGUUUAUUUCAAGCCGUACGGUACCUCCUACCGGUACGAAUCCUGGAACAGUUAUAGUACAAACACCUACGGGAUACGCAACUACAUCAGAGCCAUGGACUGGUACGUAUGCAACGACUCGUACCAUCCCACCUUCCGGCACAGUUCCAGGAACCAUCAUAGUUCAAACCCCAACAGGGUAUGCCACUACAUCUGAACCGUGGACUGGUACGUAUGCAACGACACGCACCAUUCCACCUUCUGGCACAGUUCCGGGAACUAUUAUAGUGCAAACUCCAACUGGAUACGUUACCACUACACAGCCGUGGACCGGGACUUUUAUUUCAAGCCGUACGGUACCUCCCACCGGUACGAAUCCUGGAACAGUUAUAGUACAAACUCCUACGGGUUAUGCCACUACGUCGGAGCCAUGGACUGGCACGUAUGCAACGACCCGUACUAUUCCACCAUCAGGUACGGUUCCUGGAACAAUCAUAGUCCAAACCCCAACAGGAUACGCCAGCACUACUGAACCGUGGACCGGCACUUUCGCUACAACUCGUACUAUACCACCAUCAGGUACGGUUCCAGGGACUAUUAUUAUACAACUUCCUACAGGUUAUGUCACAACGACACAGCCAUGGACUGGCACGUUCAUUACAAGCCAUACAGUUCCUCCUACGGGUACGAGGCCAGGAACCAUUGUCGUAGAAACGCCUACCGGAUACGCCACCACAUCUGAGCCAUGGACCGGUACGUAUGCAACGACCCGUACUAUUCCGCCUUCGGGUACGGUCCCAGGUACUAUAAUUGUCCAAACUCCAACAGGAUAUGCAACUACGUCGGAGCCUUGGACAGGAACGUUUGCUACCACACGCACCAUACCACCUUCGGGUACGGUUCCGGGAACCAUUAUAAUCCAACUUCCAACGGGAUACGUGACCACUACGCGUCCAUGGACGGGCACCUUUAUUACGAGCAGUACGGUGUCUCCUACUGGUACCAUGCCAGGAACCAUUAUAGUCGAAACGCCAACCGGAUACGCAACCACAUCCGAGCCUUGGACUGGUACGUAUGCAACAACUAUUACUAUACCACCUUCGGGUACAGUUCCGGGAACCAUUAUAGUUCAAACCCCAACGGGAUAUGCUACUACGUCUGAGCCAUGGACUGGCACGUAUGCAACCACUCGAACUAUUCCACCUUCGGGUACAGUUCCGGGUACAAUCAUCAUUCAACUCCCAACAGGAUACGUCACAACUACACAGCCUUGGACUGGCACAUUUCUUACAAGCCGUUCAGUCCCUCCUACAGGAACGAUGCCUGGAACAAUCAUAGUAGAAACACCGACUGGAUAUGCCACUACGUCGGAGCCUUGGACUGGUACAUAUGCAACAACUCGCACCAUUCCACCUUCGGGUACAGUCCCAGGGACCAUUAUAGUUCAAACUCCAACAGGAUAUGCAACUACAUCAGAACCUUGGACAGGAACAUUUGCUACCACUCGUACCAUUCCACCUUCUGGCACAGUUCCAGGAACCAUCAUAGUUCAAACCCCAACAGGAUAUGCCACUACAUCUGAACCGUGGACUGGUACGUAUGCAACGACACGCACCAUUCCACCUUCUGGCACAGUUCCGGGAACUAUUAUAGUGCAAACUCCAACUGGAUACGCAAGCACGACAGAACCAUGGACAGGCACGUUUGCGACAACUCGUACUAUCCCACCAUCCGGUACGGUCCCAGGAACGAUCAUUGUCCAACUCCCAACAGGAUAUGUCACGACGACGCAGCCAUGGACGGGUACGUUCAUCACGAGCCGUACUGUGCCUCCCACCGGUACGAUGCCUGGAACAAUCAUUAUAGAAAUACCUACUGGAUACGCGACUACAUCAGAGCCUUGGACUGGCACAUAUGCGACAACUCGUACAAUUCCACCCUCCGGUACAGUUCCGGGAACCAUCAUAGUUCAAACCCCGACGGGAUAUGCUACUACAUCGGAGCCAUGGACCGGUACGUAUGCAACAACCCGUACGAUUCCACCUUCGGGUACAGUUCCAGGAACUAUCAUAGUUCAAACCCCAACAGGAUAUGCAAGCACGACAGAACCAUGGACUGGAACUUUUGCAACGACUAUUACCGUCCCACCAUCAGGCACGGUUCCAGGGACUAUUAUCGUUCAACUGCCAACAGGAUACGUUACGACUACACAGCCGUGGACGGGCACAUUCAUAACAAGUCGUACGGUGCCACCUACUGGUACGAUGCCAGGAACGAUUAUAGUAGAAACUCCAACGGCAUAUGCAACCACAUCAGAGCCAUGGACUGGGACGUAUGCAACGACCAUUACCAUUCCACCGUCGGGUACAGUUCCGGGAACCAUCAUAGUCCAGACCCCAACAGGUUACGCAAGCACAACAGAACCAUGGACGGGUACGUUUGCAACAACGCGUACCAUUCCACCGUCGGGCACGGUUCCGGGAACCAUCAUAGUCCAACUUCCAACAGGAUAUGUCACAACUACGCAGCCAUGGACGGGUACGUUCAUUACGAGCCGUACUGUACCACCUACAGGUACAAUGCCUGGAACAAUCAUCGUAGAAACACCUACCGGAUAUGCCACUACGUCGGAGCCGUGGACUGGUACAUAUGCAACAACUCGCACCAUUCCACCUUCAGGUACAGUCCCAGGGACCAUUAUAGUUCAAACUCCAACAGGAUACGCAACUACGUCAGAGCCUUGGACAGGAACGUUUGCCACCACACGUACUAUACCGCCUUCUGGCACGGUGCCGGGAACCAUUAUAGUUCAAACUCCAACAGGGUACGUGACGACCACGCAGCCUUGGACAGGUACGGCCAUCACAACACUUACGGUACCUCCUACCGGGACGGCGCCUGGAACCAUCAUAGUCCAAACGCCCACUGGAUAUGCCACCACGUCGGAGCCUUGGACCGGCACGUAUGCCACAACCCGUACUGUGCCGCCUUCUGGAACAGUUCCGGGAACCAUCAUCGUUCAAACUCCUACAGGCUAUGUCACGACUACAGAGCCGUGGACAGGCACGUUCAUCUCGACCGUUACGGUGCCUCCUACUGGUACGAUGCCUGGAACUGUCAUCGUUCAAACCCCCACCGGAUAUGCAACCACUUCGGAGCCUUGGACCGGUACCUUUGCAACAACGAGGACUAUCCCGCCAUCCGGUACAGUUCCAGGAACCAUUAUUGUCCAAACACCAACAGGGUACGUGACGACCACAGAGCCAUGGACUGGGACGUUUAUGACGACCCGCACGGUGCCUCCGACUGGUACGAUGCCUGGAACCAUCGUCGUCGAAACACCAACUGGCUAUGCAACGACGUCAGAACCUUGGACCGGUACGUUUGCAACGACUCGCACCAUACCUCCUUCUGGUACGGUCCCAGGAACCAUUAUAGUUCAGACACCUACGGGAUAUGCAACUACAUCUGAGCCUUGGACUGGUACAUAUGCAACAACUCGUACCAUUCCACCGUCGGGUACUGUUCCGGGAACCAUUAUAGUUCAAACCCCAACGGGAUAUGCCACUACAUCUGAGCCUUGGACUGGUACAUAUGCAACAACUCGUACCAUUCCACCUUCUGGUACCGUUCCAGGAACCGUCAUAGUUCAAACACCAACGGGAUAUGCCACUACAUCUGAACCAUGGACUGGUACGUAUGCGACGACUCGUACCAUUCCACCUUCGGGUACAGCUCCAGGAACUAUUAUAGUGCAAACUCCAACUGGAUAUGUAACGACUACGCAGCCGUGGACAGGCACGUUCAUUACGACCAUGACAGUGCCUCCCACCGGUACAAUUCCUGGAACGAUUAUUGUUGAAACACCUACUGGAUAUGCGACCACUUCGGAGCCUUGGACCGGUACAUUUGCAACGACUCGGACCAUCCCACCAUCUGGUACGGUUCCAGGAACUAUUAUUGUCCAAACACCAACAGGGUACGUAACGACCACCGAGCCAUGGACUGGGACGUUUAUGACGACCCGCACGGUGCCUCCGUCUGGCACGAUGCCCGGAACUAUUAUCGUCGAAACGCCUACUGGCUAUGCAACGACGUCUGAACCUUGGACCGGUACAUUUGCAACGACUCGCACCAUACCGCCUUCCGGCACGGUCCCAGGGACCAUCAUAGUCCAAACGCCAACUGGAUAUGCCACAACGUCAGAGCCUUGGACCGGUACCUUUGCAACAACUAGAACUAUCCCGCCAUCUGGUACAGUUCCGGGAACUAUUAUUGUCCAAACCCCAACAGGGUACGUCACGACUUCGGAGCCAUGGACUGGGACGUUUGUUACGACCCGUACAGUGCCUCCGACUGGUACGAUGCCCGGAACCAUCAUCGUCCAAACACCUACCGGAUACGCAACUACAUCUGAGCCUUGGACUGGUACGUUUGCAACAACUCGUACCAUACCGCCGUCUGGUACGGUGCCAGGAACUAUCAUAGUCCAAACGCCUACGGGAUAUGUAACUACAUCUGAGCCUUGGACUGGUACAUUUGCAACAACUCGUACCAUUCCACCUUCCGGUACCGUUCCAGGAACCAUUAUAGUUCAAACACCAACGGGAUAUGCCACUACAUCUGAGCCAUGGACUGGUACGUAUGCAACGACUCGUACCAUUCCACCUUCGGGUACAGCUCCAGGAACUAUUAUAGUGCAAACUCCAACUGGAUAUGUAACGACUACGCAGCCCUGGACAGGCACGUUUAUUACGACCAUUACAGUACCCCCUACCGGGACGAUGCCUGGAACUGUUGUCGUUGAAACUCCCAGCGGAUAUGCAACGACUUCGGAGCCAUGGACAGGUACGUUUGCAACUACCCGUACUGUACCACCGUCGGGCACAGUUCCAGGCACCAUUAUAGUGCAAACUCCAACUGGAUACGUGACGACUUCAGAACCUUGGACCGGUACGUUUGCAACGACUCGCACCAUACCACCGUCGGGCACAGUUCCAGGCACCAUUAUAGUGCAAACUCCAACUGGAUACGUAUCAACUACACAGCCGUGGACGGGCACGUUCAUCAGGACCAGCACGGUGCCCCCUACGGGUACUGUACCUGGAACCAUCAUAGUCGAGACUCCUACAGGAUAUGUAACAACCACAGUUCCUUGGACCGGAAGCAUAACAGUCACUUCGACAAUUGCUCCAACUGGUACCAUCCCUGGAACUAUAAUUGUUCAAACACCAACGGCCACUCCUACAUCCCCAUCAAGUUAUGUUACGGUCACAAUUCCCUGGACUGGUGUGGGAACUACAACUACAACUGUGCCCCCAAGCGGAACCGCGCCAGGAACUGUAAUUAUUGAAACACCUGCCAGCUUUGUAACGGUAACAACACCUUGGACUGGUGUCGGUCUUACAACAACAACGGUCCUUCCCAGCGGUACUAUUCCAGGAACUGUCAUUAUUCAAACCCCCACCGGCACCAUCACAGUACCUACAAGUUACGUUACCAUCACGACUCCUUGGACUGGUAGCGACACUACGACGACUACUGUACCUCCUAGUGGUACCAAUCCAGGCACUGUUAUUAUCGAGACGCCUGCAAGCUUCGUCACAGUUACAAUACCAUGGACUGGUGUUGGAACUACAACAACUACAGUGCCUCCAUCGGGUACCAAUCCAGGAACGGUAAUUAUAGAAACGCCUGCGAGCUUUGUUACCGUAACAUCACCUGGGACUGGUGUCGCGCUUACGACAACGACGGUUCUCCCUAGCGGUACUAUUCCAGGAACCGUCAUCAUCCUAACACCUACAGGCACGAUUCCGAUACCUACAAGCUACGUUACUAUCACGACUCCGUGGACUGGUAGCGGCACGACAACAACUACCGUGCCUCCCAGCGGCACUGAUCCAGGCACAGUUAUUGUUGAGACACCUGGAGCAUUUAUUACCGUCACGAUACCAUGGACUGGUGUUGGAACGACGACUACCACCGUGCCCCCAAGCGGAACCGCUCCAGGAACUGUCAUAAUAGAAACGCCUGCGAGCUUUGUUACCGUAACAUCACCUGGGACUGGUGUCGGUCUUACAACAACGACGGUCCUUCCUAGUGGUACUAUUCCAGGAACCGUCAUCAUCCUAACACCUACAGGCACCGUUUCAACACCUACAAGUUACGUUACCAUAACGACUCCCUGGACUGGUAGCGGAACGUCAACGACUACCGUUCCUCCCAGCGGUACUGAUCCAGGAACAGUUAUUAUUGAGACACCUGCAAGUUUCGUGACUGUAACAACACCCUGGACUGGUGUUGGAAUCACAACGACGACGGUCCUCCCCAGCGGUGCUAUUCCAGGAACCGUCAUCAUUCAAACGCCUACAGGCACAGUUACAUUGCCUACAAGUUACGUUACUAUUACGACUCUGUGGACUGGAAGCGGAACGUCAACGACUACCGUGCCUCCUAGCGGUACUGAUCCAGGCACGGUUAUUAUUGAAACACCUGCCAGCUUUGUUACGGUAACGACACCUUGGACUGGUGUUGGAAUUACAACAACAACAGUCCUCCCCAGCGGCACUAUUCCAGGAACUGUCAUUAUUCAAACCCCCACUGGCACCGUCGCAACACCUACGAGCUACGUCACGAUAACGACUCCCUGGACUGGUAGCGGAACUGCAACGACCACGGUGCCUCCUAGCGGUACUGAUCCAGGAACUGUCAUCAUCGAGACGCCUGCAAGCUUCGUGACUGUAACGACACCCUGGACGGGUGUUGGAACGACGACGACGACUGUUCCUCCCAGCGGCACCAUUCCUGGAACGGUCAUCAUCGAGACACCUGGAAGCUUCGUUACGAUAACGACACCUUGGACGGGAGUCGGAACGUCAACGACGACGGUGCUGCCUAGCGGUACGAUUCCGGGAACCGUCAUCAUCGAAACGCCUACAAUUACUGGAACGGUACCUACUAGUUAUGUUACGAUAACAACUCCUUGGACGGGCGUGGGAACUAUAACAACGACAGUGCCCCCAAGCGGCACCGUUCCGGGAACUGUCAUCGUCGAGACGCCUGCAAGCUUUAUGACUGUGACGACGCCCUGGACUGGUGUUGGAACGACGACGACGACGGUUCCUCCCAGCGGCACCGUUUCGGGAACCAUCAUCAUUCAAACGCCGACGGUGACGUCAACGAUACCUACAAGCUUUGUCACCAUCACGACUCCUUGGACUGGCGUCGGGACGAGGACCACCACGGUGCCCCCUAGCGGUACGAUUCCGGGAACUGUCAUCAUCGAGACACCAACGGCGACCUCGACGAUACCUACAAGUUACGUGACCAUAACGACUCCUUGGACGGGCGUCGGGACGGUAACCAGCACCGUUCCGCCUAGCGGUACCAUUCCCGGAACCGUCAUCGUCGAGACACCGGCAACCUACACGACGGUGACGACGCCCUGGACUGGCGUUGGCACCAUGACGACGACGGUGCCCCCUACAGGCACCAUUCCGGGGACCGUCAUCAUUCAGACUCCCACAAGCGCCCUGCCAACGUCAAGCUUCGUGACGGUGACGACGGCAUGGACUGGUGUCGGGACGGUGACCAGUACGGUCCCUCCGAGCGGCACCAUUCCGGGCACCAUCAUCAUCCAAACGCCCGUGCCAUACGUGACGAUAACAACGCCUUGGACCGGUGUCGGGACGGUGACCAGUACGGUCCCUCCGAGCGGCACCAUUCCUGGGACGAUCAUCAUCGAAACACCCUUGACCUACGUGACGAUCACAACGCCCUGGACGGGCGUCGGGACUUCAACCACAACGGUUCCGCCUAGCGGUACCCUUCCCGGGACGAUCAUUAUUGAAACGCCAUUGACAUAUGUCACGAUAACGACGCCUUGGACGGGCGUCGGGACGUCAACCACCACCGUGCCUCCUAGCGGCACUCUUCCCGGAACCAUCAUCAUCGAGACGCCGUUGACAUAUGUGACGAUAACGACGCCUUGGACGGGCGUCGGGACGUCAACCACCACCGUGCCCCCUAGUGGCACUCGUCCCGGAACCAUCAUCAUCGAGACGCCCUUGACCUACGUCACAAUCACGACGCCUUGGACGGGCGUCGGGACGUCGACCACGACCGUUCCUCCGAGCGGCACUCGUCCCGGAACCAUCAUCAUCGAGACUCCGGCAACCUACGUCACGAUCACGACGUUUUGGACCGGUACUGGGACCACCGUCACGACAGUUCCGCCAAGCGGGACGAAUCCUGGAACAGUCAUCAUCGAGACGCCUUGCCCUGCGGUUGACGAGACGAGCGUACUUUCGGCAAGCUCUACAGCUGGUGCCCAGACGACUUGGGUCGUUCCUCCUUGUGCUUCCAUGAUGAGCUUCAGUCUCGUCGGAGGUCGCGGCACCGGUGCCAGGACUGACCCGAAUCAGUCCUUCUCCAUCGGCGGUCUCAUCGUCGGCUCGAUCAACGUCGUGCCCGGGCAAGAAGUCGUUGCCGUCGCCGGCGGCUCCGGAUCCGGCGGCACUCCGGGAACGAGCGUCUACGGGAACGGGGGGGCCGGCGGCCUCGCGACGCUCCCGUGGAUGACCGACGGCGCCGCAGGGGGCGGCGCAUCCGCCCUCUACCUCGACGGCACCUUGCUCGCGGUCGGCGGCGGAGGCGGCGGCCAGAAAUACACCUCCUCGUUUUCGGGAACGAUUGCCUUCAACCCGACUUGGGCCGUUUACCCUCUAUACACCACGCAAGGGCCCGGCAUCAACUACGGUUACGACAUGAACUUUACGAGAAACGACAAGUCCCUGUACUUUGUCAACGGCGUUUCCUUUGGUCCCGCUUGCUGCUCGGCCGGCGUGGCAGGGGGUGCGAUUGGGUACUCCCUAAUCCUGUCCGGCGCAAGCAUCCCGUUCACCUCCCCGGACCCGGACGACUAUGCGUUCUUCAGCCAAGGGGGCCUUCCGGGGCUCAACGGAGUGCCGGGCGCCGGGGGCAUAACGCAAAUAGCAUCGUGGGCCGUGCCCUACACAACCAUCGUCAACGGCAAUCCCGGCAACGGGAACAACGGCGGGAACGGGGUGCAGUCGCCGGCGGUCGUGGUGAGCAACAACGCGCAAAACGUCAACACGCUGAACUCGGGAACGUCGUGCGGCGGCGGCGGCGGCUACGGCGGCGGCGGCAGCGGCGGCGCCGUCAGCUACACGUACAACGCCAGCAGCUAUCCCGUCUGGGGCGAGACGGGGUUGGUGCAGGGAUCGUUGGGGGCCGGCGGAGGAAACUUUGCGUCCAACAGCCUCCUGACGUCGACGAUAAGCCUCGGGUUGCUCGUGGUGCAGGGGACGGUCAAUGUGACCUUUUCGUAA